Molecule: messenger RNA, 540 nt
Organism: Hydractinia symbiolongicarpus
Lineage: Eukaryota; Metazoa; Cnidaria; Hydrozoa; Anthoathecata; Hydractiniidae
Exons: 3
Coding region: 1-540 (179 amino acids)
Source: RefSeq, a predicted model, not a curated record
AUGUCUGCAAAUCCUUACCAAUUCGAACCACAAAAGAAAGUUAUAAAUAAUCACGACGAUGAUAGCAAUGGCAGUUGGGAAGAUAUACCUGAAGAGGUUGGAGAGCAAGAGCCUCAAAAUAAUCGACUACAUGUUGAACCAUCCGAAUGGUGUAAAUGUUUAUUUUGUUGUACUAUGCCAGUGAAUCGUGAAUGUUUGUGCUGCAUUGAAAUCGACGAAAUAAAGUUGAGAUAUAUUUCUGGUGAUUCGACAUGUGUUACUCAACACGAAGGGUUCAAUGCUAUCUGUCUGAGCCUGCAUGUGUUAUGGACUGCAAUGCACAUAUCGAUACGCUGCAUAUCGCCAAUUUUCCUGGUUCGUCUAUACGAAACUUGGAAGAUACGUUCGAAGAAUCAUCCCGCCUGUGUUGUAUCAAAGAUAAGAGAAACGUUUCCUGAAGCGAAUGGGAUCUACGUAAAUUUUGAUGGAGACGACGAGGGUGCUGAUGGGCUAUCUGAAGUAAUCGAGGCAUGGGAAUACAUGGCAAAUGAUGAAGAAUGA